Scleropages formosus (Asian bonytongue) is the source of this 5105-nucleotide messenger RNA. It is a transcript of the gene ehbp1, whose product is annotated as EH domain binding protein 1. The transcript is spliced from 26 exons. The record is from RefSeq and is a predicted model, not a curated record. Gene Ontology annotation, molecular function: protein binding. NCBI's taxonomy places the organism in Eukaryota, Metazoa, Chordata, Actinopteri, Osteoglossiformes, Osteoglossidae. Bases 711 to 4517 code for a protein of 1268 amino acids.
GUUAAUGUAGACAGAAAACGACGGAGGUGUGAUUAUGGACUUUGUUAACGCAAGGUUUUUUUUUUUUUUUUUUUAAAAAUAAAAAAAAUUAAUAUAGAUUAAAAAAAACGUUCCUUUUGUGACGGAAUACUUUGUUUUUAUUGUGUAUUUUUGGCUGCACACAUCUAAAGGUCUCCUCCUUAGCCUUAGCGCCGGCGGUUUGGCUCCGGCUGUUAGCUCGGCAAAUCAUGGCUGAAACGGUGCGAGUGGUGCAGUGAGGAGAAAUAAAGGAAAGAAAAGAAAAGAAAAGAAAAGAAACGUAACAAACCGAACGAGCAGGUGGGGGACUUGGCUCAUCCGGGGACGAGAACGAUGUCCAAGCGGCAGUACGAGGAGUGGCAGAGCCCUAGGGACAGUUGACUUUCUUCGCAGCCAUGCUUGACCCUGGAAGUCUGAGCUGUCACCACUGGAGAAGAUCCGUGGCGCUACACUUCGUCUCCUGAGCUCUUCGGACGACAUGCCACCUCGGAAGGAGGAGUUUACUCGAUAGGAUUUACUGCAUCCUUGCGUUUUAUCAUUUUUUUCAUUUUUUUUUUUAACGUAAUGAAUGACUGCGAGCAAGUUUCGUGACAAUUGUCGGAUACUUUUAACGGCUGUCGCCAAAGGGGGUGUGGAAAGUGAAGGAAGGAAGAAAUCUCCAACUUACGGAGAACAUUGGACCAUUGGGAAGCAUGGCAUCGGUGUGGAAAAGAUUACAGCGUGUGGGGAAACAUGCGUCCAAGUUCCAGUUUGUGGCAUCUUACCAGGAACUCAUGGUGGAAUGCACCAAGAAAUGGCAACCGGACAAGCUGGUGGUGGUUUGGACGCGCAGGAGUCGGCGGAAGUCCUCCAAGUCCCACAGCUGGCAGCCGGGCAUAAAAAACCCGUACAGAGGUGUGGUCGUCUGGCCUGUUCCGGAGAACGUGGAGAUCACCGUCACACUCUUCAAGGACCCUCAUGCGGAGGAGUUUGAAGACAAGGAGUGGACGUUCGUCAUUGAAAAUGAGUCCCCGUCGGGACGACGGAAAGCGCUGGCCACCAGCAGCAUCAACAUGAAGCAAUACGCGAGCCCCAUGCCCACCCAGACGGAUGUGAAGCUCAAGUUCAAGCCACUCUCCAAGAAGGUGGUGUCUGCCACGCUGCAGUUCUCGCUCUCCUGCAUCUUCCUGCGUGAGGGCAAGGCCACGGAUGAAGACAUGCAGAGUCUCGCAAGCCUGAUGAGCAUGAAACAGGCCGACAUCGGCAACCUGGACGACUUUGAGGAAGACAACGAGGAGGACGAGGAGAACCGGGUCAAUCAGGAGGAGAAGGCUGCCAAGAUCACAGAACUAGUAAAGCAGCUGACUGCGCUCAGCAGCUCACACGUGGAGCCCCAGGAGAGCCCCAAGGGGGCCACGGAGCUUCCCGCUAAGUCCACGAGCUCCUCCGAAGAGCUCAUCAACAAGCUGAACUUCCUGGAGGAUGAUGAGCAGGACACUCCCAACAUGAGUACAAACCCCUUUGAGGACCCCGGCGACCCUGCUGAUCUGAACCCCUUCGGGGACCCUGAUGAGGAAGAGCCUGCCGUUAAGCCUGCCUUCCCAGUCCAGCUUAAGGACGAGGAGCUCUCCUACGACCGGGACCCCUCAAACCCAUUCAACGAGGCGGAUCCCGAGCUCCCGCAAUAUGGGAACCCCUUUGGCGAGCCCGACGAGGAGACAGAGGCUCCGCCUAUCAGGGCCGAAGAGCCCGCUCCCAAACCCGUGAAGAAGAACAUACGUCCCGUGGACAUGAGCAAAUACCUGUACGGCCCGACCACGACUGGCGACGACGAGGAGCUGGAUGAGUCGAACCCAUUCUAUGAGCCUCGGACCUCCAGUCCUGCUGUACCUCCGGGACCCCCGGUGGACAGCAAGACCAAGAGAAGGGCCCCUGCACCCCCUGUUACCACCACUGCCUCUUUUCCCCCCACACCAAAGAUAGCCCCUGAGAAGGAAGUGGCCGGCUUUGCAGCAGUGAGGCAGGAGCUGGUGUCUUCCUCCCCGAAGCCCAGCCCCAUCCCCAGUCCGGUUCUGGGCGGGAAGCCUAACGCAAGCCAGUCGCUGCUGGCCUGGUGCAGAGAGGUGACACGAAACUAUCGUGGUGUCAAGAUAACCAACUUCACCACCUCCUGGAGGAAUGGCCUGGCCUUCUGCGCCCUGCUACACCACUUCCGUCCAGACCUCAUUGACUACAAGUCCCUGAAUCCACAGGACAUCAAGGAGAACAACAAGAAGGCAUACGAUGGGUUCGCCAGCCUGGGUAUCUCGCGCCUGCUGGAGCCCUCCGACAUGGUGCUGCUGGCCAUCCCAGACAAGCUGACCGUCAUGACCUACCUGUACCAGAUCAGGGCGCAUUUCAGCGGCGAGGAGCUCAAUGUGGUGCAGAUUGAGGCCAACAGCAGCCGCAGCACCUACAAAGUGGGCGACUUUGAGACGGACACGGAGAGCUCCAUCGACCAAGACAAGUUCUAUGCAGAGCUCAACGACCUGCAUCGGGGGGCCGAGUCACAGCCGUCUGCCGAGGCCCCCCAGGGAGAAGGGGCUCAACCCUGCUCUGGAGGUGAAGAGGGGCCCUGCAUAGCUAUCGUGGGCUUAGGGGCACCUCCUUUACCCUUGGCGGGUUCCAUUCCCAGCCUCGAACCUCCACCGUCACCGCUUUCCCGAAGCUCUGACUCGAACUCGGAGUUGCAGCAGGCACUGAGAUCCCCUGUUGGACCCACGGGGGGCGGGGGAGUGGACGUGGCACCAUCCCACCUGACGUCGGGGAAGAGGAGGCUGCUGAAGGCAGAUACUGUGGACCUGGGCGACCUGCAGCCCAGGAGAGAGGAGGAGCAGGAGGCACAGCAGCAGGUUGGAGCUGCGUCCCUCAGAGUGCCUGCGGGCGAUGGGGAGAGAGAGCGCGAGCGACUGGAGGAGGCCGGCACCCCCACCCAGCGCCUCGGCUUCUCCUACAACAGAGACGCCGAUCUCCUCAAGAAGAAGAGGGCCAGUCUGCGGCACUCGGAGUCCGAACCGGCCAACGAAGGGCAGCAGCGGCAUGCGGAUGGGGCCCCUCAGCGCAGCGCACAGGAACCAACACCUCCCCCAGCAACACACACCUUGGAGGAAAAGAAGGUGCAGUCGCGCCAGGAGGAGCUGAAGGAGAGAGCCAGGCUCCUGCUGGAGCAGGCCCGGCGAGAUGCCGCCGCCAAAGCUGGAAGCAAGGCAGGGGGAACGGCCCAUUGGACAGCCCCAGGCAGAGCGAUGCACGCUGCCGAUGAGAAGGACGAAGAGCGGCGCCGACAGCUGAGGGAACGGGCUCGGCAGCUCAUCGCAGAGGCUCGAUCAGGGGUCAGGAUGGCGGAAAUGCCGCUCUACGGCGACACCACAGCGGGGGACAAACUGAAGGCCAGGGUCCGACCUCCCGCAGAUUUGAGGGCGGAGGAGAGAACUGCGGCAGAGCAGCAGCAGGAGGAUGAUGGUGGUGGUGGCGGUGCUGAUGAAGCGGCUGCAGAUGCUGGUGUUGUAGAUACUAAUCCAGAGGAGGCUGCUGCUCACUGCUGUGUAGAGGGGGCCAAUGAUCUCACUAACACACGCAGGGAGUGUCUUUCUCCUGGCAUACAGAACAGCAAACCUGUGGACCCAAAGCUUAAGAAAGUUCCAGAGCUACAACCGGCCCCUGUUAAUUCCUCCCAACUGGCAGAACUUGCCUCUGAGGUGCGGAGCCCAGGGGUGGGACCGGAUCUGACAGGCCUGCAGAACAAUGUUGAUGAGCUGCGGGCCGAGCGACUGCGUAGGGCUGCAGAGCGGCUGCGCAGUCCCGUGGUCUUCAACAAGGAGGCAGCCGUCCGGAAGACACAGCUCAAGUCCUUCAGCCAGUAUGUGGAGACGAGGCCAGAGGUGAAAAGACAGAGGUCUGUCCCUGAGGAGCCAAAGAGAGUCGGCGAGGACAGGGGCCCAGCGGCAGACGUUGAGCGCAAGCCAUAUGAAGACGAGAAGGCAUUCAAGGACACAAGCCAGUAUGUAGUGGGGGAGCUGGCGGCUCUGGAGAGUGAGCAGAAGCAGAUCGACACACGGGCGUCACGGGUGGAGAAGAGGCUGCGUUACCUCAUGGACACAGGGAACAACAAGGAGGAAGAGGAGUCCAUGAUGCAGGAGUGGUUCACACUGGUCAAUAAGAAGAACGCCCUGAUCCGACGGCAGAACCAGCUGUCCCUGCUGGAAAAGGAGCACGACCUUGAGAGACGCUUCGAGCUGCUGAACCGGGAGCUCAGAGCCAUGCUGGCCAUCGAAGACUGGCAGAAGACAGAAGCGCAGAAGCGCCGUGAGCAGCUGCUGCUGGACGAACUGGUCAUUUUGGUGAACAAGAGGGACGCGCUGGUCAGGGACUUGGAUGCACAGGAGAAGCAGGCUGAAGAGGAGGACGAGCACCUGGAGCGCACGCUGGAGCAGAACAAGGGAAAGAUGGCCAAGAAAGAGGAGAAAUGUGCCCUUCAGUGACGGCUCUGGAAGGAAACGCGUUUUGUUCAGUGAAAUGUAUCUUCAUAAUAGUGAGUAUUAAAGAAAACACUUUAAGAGAUGUGGCACGUGUUGCAAUUGGUGCACGUGUCUGGUGGAGGGGUCCACGCAUCGUCCCUCAGUGGCUUCUUACCACUUUAAAGUCCACUGCUGCUUUUUCUUCGUCUUUGUUUCAUUGUGUUUGCUUUGGUCAAACAUGCCAGGUACUUUUAUUUAAAAUGUGCAACUGCAGCACAAGUGGGGGGAGGAGAAUGAACCAAAACCAUAGAAAUCAUGUGAGCACCGAGAGAGACGGUUUACAUGGCGGAGAAGGUAUUUACCUUGGUGACUGAGGUGUUAAGAGGUGGCCGCUUCCCUGUGGGCCCGAGGACUCUGCUGGGGGGGGUCGGAACUUUCAUAAUAGGGAUUCUUCCGCUACCUAAGGGGAGGGGGAGGAAGGGGAGGGACUCGGACCUGCGCCCACAUGAGCCACAAACCCAUCCUUUCAGAUCCUCCUCACGCCAAACCUGACGUGUUUUACCUGCUCUCAGGUUGUCUUUGGACAAAGCUCUUUUGGUUUUACUUUUUUUU